Molecule: messenger RNA, 1107 nt
Organism: Rotaria sordida
Lineage: Eukaryota; Metazoa; Rotifera; Eurotatoria; Philodinida; Philodinidae
Source: the annotation of a GenBank genome assembly
AUGGCAUUUGCUCCUGUUUCAUCACUCACUGUCGAUGGUUUUCCGAAAUUCUUAACAGUAGUAUACCAUCGAAUGAUUGAAUCAGCCAUUAUUGCCUUUAUUGAUCUCAAUCUUCCUGAUCGACUUGUUCAUGCCGUGCCACACCAAGGUUUCACAUUAGACGAGAUCAUCGGCACUGAUGAUCAUUCAACAUGGAACAAAGACGUUCUGUAUCGUAUUCUUCGAGCAUGUGUCGUGACAGGUGUUGUUAAACAAGUGAAUGAUGAUAAACAUUUUGCUCUCACUGAAUCUGGUGCUAUGCUCACAUCCAAUCAUCCAUCACAUGCUCGUGAUCUCAUUAAAUUUGUCGCGGAACCUGAAACCACUAGUGCACUUAGUAAACUAGUCAAUGUGACACGUCGAGAAAGUGUUAGCGGUAUUGAUUUAACGUUUGGUGUUGACUUUUACACAAUGGUGGCUCUUCCUGCUCAUGAACAAUAUUCUCAUACAUUUAACGGAGCUUUGACUGCUAUUUCACAAUACGUUGGCGAUAGACUUGCGUUCGCAGUAGACUUUGGCCGCUUUGACACAGUUUUAGAUCUUGGUGGUAAUACCGGUGCAUUUUUGGCACAGGUUCUUCAACAUAAUCCAUCAGUGAAACAUGGAAUUGUUUUUGAUAUGCCAAGAGUGAUUAAAGAAGUAAAUAAGGGUGAAGUAUUUCAAUCACGACAUAUAUCAAAAGAUAGGUACUCAUUCGUCGCUGGUGAUAUAUUUGAUCCAUCUGAUAUUCCUCAAGUGGAUGCUUAUCUAAUCAAACAACUUUUGCACGACUUCAGCGAUGAAAAAGUCGUGACUAUUUUAUCAGCCAUUCGUCAAGCAAAUGAAACUUCGUCUCGAAAAACAAUAACUAUCUUCAUUGUUGAACAUGUCAUAUUAGGUGAUGGAGCAGUGAGUGAUUGGCAAUCGAUUGCUAUGGAUAUGCUGAUGACAAGCAUUAUAGACAGUGGUAAGGAAAGGAGUCAAGAAGAAUAUCAGCAAUUACUUGAACAAGCAGGUUUCCAUUUCAAGCAACUGUAUCCGCUUCAAGCACCUAACUCGAUCAUUGAAGCUGUGUGGAUCAAACAUUGA